AUGGGUGUAAAAAAACCUGCCACAAGACCUGCCUAUGAAUUCAAGCAAAUGCUUCGAGAUUCAACUCGGCAUAAAUCACAAAUCGCUGAACCUCGAAAAAUAAAGUCUAAAAGUAUAAAAAAACCAAAAUUUCUUGAAAUAACUUCAAAACUUCAACAUACUAUCAACAAUGAUAAUGAUGGUUUAGCAUCAACGAAGCAAAAAUUAAAGGCCGAUGAAUAUGAAGAAGAGGAGUCACAGACUGGAAAUGUUAAUAAAAAACAAAGUCUUUUCACAAAACAACAUAAUUUAAGAUCUAGGAAAAGAAUACCAGAAGUUUUGAAACCAAAACUUCAACCAUAUGAUGCUAUAGAAGUUAGGAAAUUAUCUAAAGAAUUCCCUGAUAAUUAUUGGCAAUUUCAUGCUAAUAGUGGUCAUGGAAUGAUAAAUUAUAUAAAUGAACAAAAUCCACUUGAAUUACUUGAUGUAAAAGCAACAGAUUACGGCCCUAUUAGUGGUAUGGUUCUUUCACCUGAUGGCACAAUGCUCGCUUCAUUUAGUAAUUUUGGAGUUAUUAAAAUAUGGGAUACCACAGAAUUAACAAUGCUUCAAACAAUGAGAGAUACUGAAGAAAAAAACAUUGAAGAAUAUUAUGUGGGGAAAUUUGCACCUACUCAUACACAUUUGAUUGCUGGCGGAAAAUUAAAAGAUCGAUACAAAUGGGAAUAUAAAGAGGAGGAUAAUCAUAUAUUACCAUGUCCAUUAAAAAUUUUCGAUAUUAUAACGGGAAAAUGUGUUGGUAAACUUGAAGGCCAUAUUGAAGAAAUAUUAUCAAUUAAAAGUGUUACAUUUAAAGGAGAAAAUUAUUACAUAAGUUCAAGCCAAGAUGGAAAUUUUAUUAAAUGGAAGAUGGAAGAUGAUUGGAUCACAUUGAAAGAAAAAGAAUGCAUUGACGAUGGCGAUAACGAUAUGGCAUUUACUGUUUCAUUUCUUCCAAAUACCGGCAACAAAUAUUUCUUGGCUACUACAGAUGAUACAGUUAAAUUAUACGAUUUUGAAACAGGCCAGCUUUUACAAACUUUUGAAGAAUUAUAUUCGCAAUAUUGUGAUUUGAGAAGGGCGAAUAAACAGAAAUCAUCAUCAAAGCUUAUUAUUCCUCAACACGCUUAUUUUAUAACUAGAGAUAAUGUAUGUAUUUUACACAAGUUGAUAUAUCCAAAUAGAAUAGGAGGUAAAUUUCGAUUAGAAACAAUUAGAAUAUUUCAACAUAAAAAUUACAUUUCUAAUUCUUGGCUUGUAAGAAUCACAUCAAAUGGACGAUAUCUUGCUGCUCCAACAAUGAAAGGUGAAGUUUGUAUAUUCAAUUUAAGAACCGGGAAUAUCGUUGCAAUACUUAACGAUCAUGAAAGUAUGGAAAGUAUAGUUUUUUUUUAUAAAGUUUUUCAACUUUAG
This is a messenger RNA of Entrophospora candida, 1431 nucleotides long. NCBI's taxonomy places the organism in Eukaryota, Fungi, Glomeromycota, Glomeromycetes, Entrophosporales, Entrophosporaceae. The record is from the annotation of a GenBank genome assembly.